AUGCGCGCCUUGGGUCGGUGCUGCCUUCACCGGAGCUCUGGUCCCGGGUCCCACCACGUCCCCGCGCCCCCCGCCCACGCAAGCAGGGAGGGUAGAAUUGCUUGUAGCCCCAGGACUCGAGGUGCAGGGUACAGGAAAGGUGGAGCCAUCCGCACAGGUUUAAGGAACCUUGACUCCUCGUUAAAAGACGCUUCAGUAUUUCGGAUCGCCCCGGUCGGUCCCGUGGGAGGUCCGCCCCUAGGAACGUCUACGGCAGUUGAAGACCAGAAAGGUGACCCCCUAAGACAUCCCCACGCUGCGUUCUGGGUUAGGCACCGCGCUCCGACGAGCGGGGCACCCGGGCGCCCAUGCAAAUUCGCCCUGACGCGGCGCACGCGGCCCCUGCGAGUGCUGGUGGACAUGGACGGCGUGCGGGCCGACUUCGAGGCCUGCCUCCUGCAGGGCUUCCGCCGCCGCUUCCGGGAGCCGCACGUGCCGCUGGACGAGCGCCGCGGCUUCUUUGCCCGGGAGCAGUACCGAGCCCUUCCGCCGGACCUUCAGGCCAAACUGGCCUGUGUGUAGGAAGCUCCAAGCUUCUUCCUAGACUUGGAGCCCAUCCCCGGGGCCUGGGACGCCAUGCAGGACACCGAGGUCUUCAUCUGCACCGGCCCUCUGAUGAACUACGACCACUGUGUGGGCGAGAAGUAUCGCUGCGUGGAGAAGCACCUAGAGCCCCAGUUCGUGGAGCGCAUUAUCCUGACGAGGGACAAGACAGUGGUCUUGGGGGACCUGCUCAUUGACGACAAAGACAGCAUUCAAGGUUGGAUCUGUUUCCUUGGCAACCUCCAGGCAUCUGGCCUGCCAGGAUUAGGGAGAAGGAGCAAAAAUAACCAGAUUACAGACUGCAGCAUGUUCGCUGCCUUUCUCCCGUGUCCUGUCCCAGGCCGAGAGGAGAACUCAAGGUGGGAGCACAUCUUAUUCACCUGCUGCCACAACCAGCACCUGGCCCUGCCGCCCCCAAGGAGACGGUUGCUCUCUCGGAGUGACAACUGGAGAGAGAUCAUAGGCAGCGAGUGGGAAGCUGUGCAACGCGACCCAGCGGGCCUGGGGCUGCUGCAGGAACGAGCUGAGGGACCAGGGCCAUGGACAGUAGCUGAAGCGAGGGAAGGCAGGCCAGCAGGUGACCCUAGCAGAGCUGAGUGACAGCGGAUCGUUGUGGCAGUGACCGCUG
Pteropus alecto (black flying fox) is the source of this 1210-nucleotide messenger RNA. It is a transcript of the gene NT5C, whose product is annotated as 5', 3'-nucleotidase, cytosolic. Gene Ontology annotation, biological process: pyrimidine deoxyribonucleotide catabolic process. The record is from RefSeq and is a predicted model, not a curated record. Gene Ontology annotation, molecular function: 5'-nucleotidase activity. NCBI's taxonomy places the organism in Eukaryota, Metazoa, Chordata, Mammalia, Chiroptera, Pteropodidae.